GAACCAAACCAGGUGGCCUGCUUUGGCCUCAUCUCUUUCCCAAACAACAUCUCGCCUCUCCCUGUCAUGGCGGGUAAUUUAAUCCCUCACCAGUCACCACCCCUCCUGGCUGCUCUGUUUUAUUAUUGCCGCUCCCAUCCCGCCAUGUCCUCUGCCUCUCUCUCAUCUCGAGCCUCCUCUUCCUCAGCCUCCGACGACGCUGUUAGCUGAGAGCUAGGGAGGCCUGGUCUCCGCCGGCCAGCCAGUCAUGCUGGUGCGCUGCGACGUCUGCGGCGCCGAGCCGGCCGCCGUGCUCUGCUGCGCCGACGAGGCCGCGCUCUGCUCCGCCUGCGACCGCCGCGUCCACCGCGCCAACAAGCUCGCCGACAAGCACCGCCGCAUCCCGCUCACCCACCCCUCCGCCGACGACUCCGCCGCCGCCGCGCCGCUCUGCGACGUCUGCAAGGAGCGGAGGGGCCUGGUGUUCUGCGUGGAGGACCGCGCCAUCCUGUGCACCGACUGCGACGACCCCAUCCACAGCGCCAACGACCUCACCGCCAAGCACAGCCGCUUCCUCCUCGUCGGGGCGAAGCUCUCCGCCGGGCUCGUCGACCAGGCGCCCCCCUCCCCUGAUGACGGCUGCCGGGGCAGCGGCUCUGACAAGCCACACGACGUCGCCGCCAUCUGCGCGCCGCAGGCGCAGGGCUCCUGCACGGCCAAGAGCUUGGCUCCUGAUUGCAGCAACAUCUACGGCGGCGGCAGCAGCAUCUCCGACUACCUCACCAACAUCUGCCCCGGCUGGCGCGUCGACGACCUCCUCUUCGACGACGCCGCGUUCUCCGCCGCCUCGGAGACCAGGUGCGACGAGCACGAGCAGGUCCCGUCCCUGGACGCCGACCUCUUCGACGUGAUUGCCGGCCGGCCGGGGAAGCGCGGCGUGCUGGGCCUCGACAAGGUGCCUGCUGCUGCUGCUGCCUCCAUUGCGGUCCCGACGGCGGCCAAGCAGCAGGGGCGCGUGAGGGAGAGGCACUGGAACUGCGACAGCGACAGCGACGUGUUCGCAGUGCCGGAGAUCUCGCAGCCGCCGCCGGCCAAGAAGGCGCGGCCGCCGGCGCCGACUUUCUGGUGCUUCUGAUCGAGCUGCACCAUUCCGGCCGCCGUGCUAGCUCGAUCGCGUGGGCACUUCUUCGUUACUACUGUGUACCCAUGUGUGUGAGCUUGCUGUUACUGUGCUGUUUACCUCGUACUUACCACUACUAGCAGUGCACCAUCCCAGUCAAACUCGGUGCAGUUUAUGGCCAUGAGAGAUAUCGUUAUCGUACUAUAAAAACUUGUAAUUGUCAUGUGUGCAACCUAGCUAGCUACUUGGUCAUGUCACAAUUAAUUGAAUGUGUUGAUGAUCGUGAAAGAACACAUGUUCUGAAUUACCAAUGUUAAGUAAGGUGAUUUUAAUCCGAA
This is a messenger RNA of Panicum virgatum (switchgrass), 1437 nucleotides long. Its product is annotated as B-box zinc finger protein 20-like. Gene Ontology annotation, biological process: photomorphogenesis; regulation of DNA-templated transcription. The transcript is spliced from 3 exons. Gene Ontology annotation, molecular function: zinc ion binding. Lineage: Eukaryota; Viridiplantae; Streptophyta; Magnoliopsida; Poales; Poaceae. The record is from RefSeq and is a predicted model, not a curated record. The coding region runs from base 248 to 1114 and encodes 288 amino acids. Gene Ontology annotation, cellular component: nucleus.